Molecule: messenger RNA, 155 nt
Organism: Racocetra fulgida
Lineage: Eukaryota; Fungi; Glomeromycota; Glomeromycetes; Diversisporales; Gigasporaceae
Source: the annotation of a GenBank genome assembly
GCGAAGCAGAUGAUGGUUGUGAAGGUAACAGAUAUGUUGAUGAGGAUGAAGACGAAACAGAUGAUGGUUGUGACGGUAAUGGAGAUGUUGGUGAGGAUGAAGGUUCCGAUGCCUUUUAUUUUUAUAAAAUUUAUCCCAUAGGGCAUCGAUCUUAG